Molecule: messenger RNA, 2476 nt
Organism: Megalobrama amblycephala (Wuchang bream)
Lineage: Eukaryota; Metazoa; Chordata; Actinopteri; Cypriniformes; Xenocyprididae
Gene: serpinf1
Product: serpin peptidase inhibitor, clade F (alpha-2 antiplasmin, pigment epithelium derived factor), member 1
Exons: 8
Coding region: 156-1385 (409 amino acids)
Biological process (GO): negative regulation of endopeptidase activity; negative regulation of angiogenesis
Molecular function (GO): serine-type endopeptidase inhibitor activity
Source: RefSeq, a predicted model, not a curated record
AUCCUCACAACUAUCUCCUCAGAAGUAACCACCUUCUAGCGUCAGCAAAGGGCGGGAUUCUUCACUAAAACACUGCUGAUGCAUCUGCUCGAGCACAGUUGGCGAAGACAGCUGUGAGCUGAGAAUCUGCACGAGACGACAGUGUAGUAAACAGGAUGAGGAAAGUAGUCCAGUUGUUUGGUUUAUGGAGUCUUCUCUCCCUCUCGCAUUCUCAAUUGACAGAUGCAGUGGAUCCUGAAGGUGAGGAAGAGGUGGUUGACCUUUUUACCACGCCACGCACCAAGCUGGCUGCCGCAACCUCUGAUUUUGGCUACAACCUGUUCCGUCAACUGGCAGCACGCGACCCCAAGGCCAGCGUCUUCCUGUCUCCCAUGAGUAUCUCAGCAUCAUUCACACAGCUUUCAAUGGGGGCAUCUGAACGGGCAGAGAAACAGAUUUACAGGGCCCUACGCUAUCACACCCUGCAAGACAGUCAGCUCCAUGACACCCUGAGAGACCUUCUUUCCUCACUCAGGGCAUCUGCCAAGGGCUUCAAGUCAGCAGAACGGAUCCUUUUGGCUAGAAAACUACGUCUCAGGCUGGAAUACCUCAACAGUGUAGAGAAGCAAUAUGGAGUCCGGCCUCAAACUCUUGCCGGUGGACCACGGGACCUCAAGACUGUUAAUGAUUGGUUUAAACAGCAGACUGGUGGAAAAGUGGAUCAAGUUGUUCCUUCCCCUCUUUCUCGAAACACAGCUGUGCUGCCUGUAGGAGCAGCCUUCUUCAAGGGUAAAUGGAUAACUAGGUUCAGCAAAGCUAAUAAGAUGGAGGACUUCCAGAGAGAUGGAGAAGCACCAACUCUCAUUCCCAUGAUGGAGCAGGAGAAUUACCCUGUGAAGAUGGGUAUUGACCCUGACCUUGGCUGCACGAUAGCCCAGGUUCCUAUGGAGGACGGAGUGAGCAUGUAUUUCUUCUUGCCCGAUGAGGUGACUCAGAAUCUGACUCUAAUAGAGGAAGCACUUACAGCUGAAUUUGUCCAGGACCUCUCCAAUACGCUCCAUGCAGUACAGGUGUUGCUUACACUUCCUGUUAUCAACCUCAGCUAUGGAACAGACCUGCUGCCUUCCCUCUCUGACCUGGGUCUGUCUGAAUGGUUGGCAGAGACAGACCUUAUCAAAAUCACCAGUCAGCCUGUCAAGUUAAAUGGCGUCCAUCAUAAGGUUGUCAUGGAGAUGGCUCCAGAGGGUGCAGAGUAUGCCAGCACCACACCCACUGCUAAAGGCCAAUCGCUGGCUCUAACGUACCGCGUGGACCGGCCUUUCCUCUUUCUAGUCAGGGAUGAGCCAUCAGGGGCACUUCUCUUCAUUGGGAAAGUGCUGAACCCAAGUGACCUGAAAAGGGUAUGAGACAGAAACACAUACAUUCACAAAUACAAACAAAUGAGAGACCAGUGACUUUAUAUGAGCUCAUUUUAAGCCCAAGUCUAUUAAUGAAAAAUAAAUAUUACACAUCUUCAUUUACAUGGCCAUUUAGAGCAAAACCAUCAGAGCCCAUCGACAUUUUCAGCAUGCUUAUGCAAUAUAAACUCAAAUAUUAGUAUAUGUACACAUUCAGUCAAGCUAUACUUAUGAUAAUAAAGUCUGCUUGUGCUUUUCAUUAAGGAUUUUUUUAUGGAUUGACUCAGAUGUUCUGGAUCUUAGCCAUGCAAUCUAAAUUAGUUUUGACGCAUAAUAACUUGACGCUCAUAAAUCUGACUAACUUUUCACAUGUUUGCAAAAAAAUCCCUUGGGUAUUAACAGCUGCUAUAUUAUGAAAUUGAGUAUGCAUCUCAAAAGCAUGUUGUAAUGGCAAUCAUCUUUUUUUUAUAACAUUUUAUUUGAGUGUUUGAUACAUUUGCCUUAUGACUUUAAUUAGCAGUAUCUCAGCAAUGUUCCCAUAUGUACAUUUACCACCAGCAAGAUUGUUCUCAGUGUGUAUAUUAAUGUCGCCUAAAAUAAAAAAGUAAAAAAGUGUUCUUGUCCCUUGAAUUUUAUUCAAAUGCUUAAACAACUGAAUUAUUAAAGACAUUUAUUAGUAAAAAUUGCAAACACUGUUUCUUUGUACCUGUUUGGUUUGAAUUUUUAUUUAUAAUCAUGCUUUAAGUUCAGCUUUUUUUAGUUUGUGUGAGCAUUCAAACCACUGUAGGCAAGGCCAAUAAACUUUACUGUAGCAGCUGACUCCCUCCCCAUAUUUUCAAUGUGGCCACUGCUGGCAUGACAACCUUUAUUACAGAUAAUCUAUGUUCUUCACACCCAAAAGAUGUUGUACUGUAAUUGGAAAUACUGCAAGAGGAACUUACUGAAUUGCAGCUGUCAAAAAGAAGAGACGAAUUCCAAUAGUGCAAUAUAACAUUUUUUUCCCCAAUAUAAUUCACGCAAAAAACAUGAUGCACACAUGCAUAGCCAAUUUUACAUGCAUGAAACCUAAUUCACGUGCACAAAAAACAAUUCACGUGCGC